AUGUCUCUUCUCGCUGAUCGCGUUGCAUGGCAUCUGAUUCCAUCAAACUAUGUUGGACUUUCCCCGCCCGGCAGCCUAUCUAUGCCUGGGUCCAUCUCACGCCUGACCGCGACAUUGACCCCCAAUGCGGAUCCGGAAAAAUAUUCCACUUCAUUGAUGCUAUCCGGAUCAUCUGUUACACCUGUCGACGUUGCGCGAACAAUAGUGUCAUUAUCGUAUCUUAUCCUGGACCAUGGCGAUCGCGUAACUCCACCAAUUGUGCUCAAGGUCCGUUUCGUCCUCAUGGUGCGCUUCGACUGGACGUUCGCCCCGCCCUCAUAUACCGGUGCCCUGCGACUUAACGUUCGCAGCAAGAACCAGCUGCACCUCCCCGACCCAAACGAUGGCUCUCCACUGCAGUCAACCUCGGAUGACCGCACUGGCACAAUGGCCAUUAAGUGGAAUAUCGUUCAGCUCGGAAACGGGAAAUACUCUAUCCAGAACCAGUCAUAUGCGUCCUACGCCAACUGUGGACGCCGCGCAGCCUUGGACGCAGAAGUUGUCGGCAGAAAUCAGCAACAGCAAUUCAUGAUCCAGGAGACCCGUAUCCGUGGUCGCUACACCAUCUCUCCCACAGAUUCUCAACUCUUAUGGGGUCUCCCAGACGAUGAGCUCGAUACCCCUGUAACGCUCGCGCAGUCGUACACUGACACGCGCAACCAGUGGGAGUUCAUCCGUAUUUGA
This is a messenger RNA of Fibroporia radiculosa, 723 nucleotides long. RefSeq lists its product as uncharacterized. The transcript has 8 exons. NCBI's taxonomy places the organism in Eukaryota, Fungi, Basidiomycota, Agaricomycetes, Polyporales, Fibroporiaceae. The record is from RefSeq and is a predicted model, not a curated record. The coding region runs from base 1 to 723 and encodes 240 amino acids.